AUGACCCACCCUGCCCCGGAAAGCGCCCCAGGGCAGAAACCUUUCACCAUAGCCAUCUGCGGCGGCGGUAUAGCCGGGCUCGCCCUCGCUAUUGGUCUCCUCCGCCGCAACGUCCCCUUCCACGUCUACGAAUCCGCGCAUGCCUUUUCCGAAAUCGGCGCCGGCGUCGCCUUCGGGCCGAACUCCCAGCGCGCCAUGAGCCUGAUUGACCCGAAGAUCAAAGAAGGCUACGGCAAGAGGGCGACGAGCAACGGGUAUGAGGAGAAGAAGGCGGUGUGGUUUGAUUUUCACGCGGGAAUGGACUGUGGCAUCGGGAAGGCGGGGGAGAAGGUGGGCACGGUGAUCGCGGCGGACCCUGGGAACGGCUGUAUACACCGAGCGCAUUUCUUGGAUGAGCUGGUGGCGCUGGUGCCGCGUGAGAAUGCCACGUUUGGGAAGAGAGUCGUGGAGGUUGAAGAGCUGGAGGAUGGAGUGCGCUUGCACUUUGCGGACGGCGGAACAGCCGAGGCGAGCGCGGCGGUGGGCUGCGACGGCGUCAAAAGCAACUUGCGACAUGCAGUUUUGGGCAAGGAGGAUGGAGCCGCACAUCCGGAGUUCACGGGGAAGUAUGCGUACAGGGGAUUGAUACCGAUGGAGAAAGCCGUGAGCUUGCUGGGCGACGAGUUGGCUCGAAACAGCGUCAUGUGGCUCGGGAACCACGGACACGUCUUGACGUUCCCGAUCGAAAAAGGGGAGAUCAUGAAUGUGGUCGCCUUCCACGCGAAAAAGGACGGGAAAUGGGAGGAUGAGAAGUGGGUCCUGCCCAUGGAUCGGCAAACCAUGGAAGCCGAUUUCCAGGACUGGGGCGAGAGCGUGAAGAAAAUCCUAAGUCUGAUGGAGAAGCCGGACCUGUGGGCUCUAUUCGACUACCCUCCCGCAAAGACCUAUUUCAAAGGCCGGACGUGCCUCAUCGGAGACGCCGCGCACGCGUCCACGCCCCAUCAGGGCGCGGGCGCCGGCAUGGCCAUGGAGGACGCGUACGUGCUGUCGAAUCUGCUCGGAGCCGUGCAGCGAUCCUCCGACAUCGAAACCGCGUUCCGUGCAUACGACGCUGUGAGGCGGCCCCGGACGCAGAAGCUCGUGACGACGAGUCGGGAUGCCGGGGAGCUGUACGAGCUGGAGAAGGAGGGGGUGUGGGACGAUGCGGAUAAAUUGAGAGAGAAUCUGGGUACGAGGUAUAAGUGGGUAUGGGAGAAGAAGUUGGAGGAAGAUUUGGCGGAGGCGAUGGGCAUAUUGGGUGGCAAGGUGUGA
Molecule: messenger RNA, 1290 nt
Organism: Letharia columbiana
Lineage: Eukaryota; Fungi; Ascomycota; Lecanoromycetes; Lecanorales; Parmeliaceae
Exons: 1
Coding region: 1-1290 (429 amino acids)
Biological process (GO): secondary metabolite biosynthetic process
Molecular function (GO): FAD binding
Source: RefSeq, a predicted model, not a curated record